AUGUCGACUUCGAAUUCGACUUUGGAUUCGGCCCCGGGUUCACUUCUGAGUUUGCCACUCUUGUUAGGCCUCCAGCUACAGUUUCGACUUCAGCCUCGGUUCGACUUACGCCUCGAAUUUGAUCUCUUGAUUUCGGUCUCGGGUCAAACCUUUUGUUUCAUCUUCAGCAUCGGCUUCGAUCUAGUCUUUGCAUUCGCUCUAAGCCUCGGAUUCUACCUCCGGCCAUGGCUUCUGCUUCCUGCUCUAGCUUCAACUUCAACCCUGGCUUUGGAUUCGGCUUCAGCUUUAUAUUUGACCUCCGAUCACGACUUUUGCUUCAACUUUAAGUUUAGUCUCAGGCCUCUGAUUUGA
This is a messenger RNA of Protopolystoma xenopodis, 351 nucleotides long. The record is from the annotation of a GenBank genome assembly. Lineage: Eukaryota; Metazoa; Platyhelminthes; Monogenea; Polystomatidea; Polystomatidae.